AUGCUGUGCCUCAGCUCCCUGUCCACACUCCUCCUCCUCCUUCUUCUCUACCCCCCUCCACUGGCUUCCCAGGAAGUGCUUGUACGUCUUGCAGGUGUAGGACGGCGCGGUGCAAAUGAGGGACGUGUGGAGGUGUUCUACAAUGGUGCUUGGGGCACAGUGUGUGAUGACGAGGUGGAUCUGAAUCUGGCCAAUGUGGUCUGCCGACAGUUGGGCUUUCAACGCAGCUUUACGUGGGCACACAGUGCCAAGUUUGGCCAGGGGCAAGGUCUGAUCUGGUUGGACAAUGUGCGCUGCAGAGGCUCAGAGCUCUCUAUUGCAGACUGUCGCUCCAAUGGUUGGGGGGUCAAUGACUGCUCCCACGCUGAAGACCUGGGGGUCAUUUGCAGCCCAGAAAGGAGACCUGACUCCCCCGCUUUGGAGGAGGCCCAUUCAUCCUCCAGGCAGCAGCCAAGCCAAGCAAGACAAAGAAGCCCAUCACAAUCUGUGUCACCCCCAGCACCACCUGCAGCCCGAGCCCAAACCUCCUCUUCGAAUGCAAGAGGCCAUGAGAUCGCUCUCCAUCGUAACCCAUCUUCACGUCGCAGCAGCAUCUCACCACAGGAGAAUGGCCAUGAGAUCCAGAUUUUGCGUCGGAAUCGUGCCAGAGCAGACCAGCAGGUCAGCUCAGCUUCGCCUCAAGGACACGACCUACCUACACAUCUGGCAAGUGGCACCACCUACAGGCAGAGACAGGACACGAGGAGCGCUCCACAAACAACGAGACGGGCAGCGGGGCAGGCGAACAGGCAGUCACAGUCUGAGCGGCAGCAGCAGCUCAGUGGGAACCAUGUUGAACCAGAGCCUGUUUAUCCAGACAUGGGACUGGAGACAGAUACACACAACACACAGGGAUCUUCAAGGGUUCACUUAGAAGAAGCUCGUCUUCGACCUGUGCUGUCCGGCAACCAUGGCGGUCUGGUGACAGAGGGAGUGCUGGAAGUGAAGCAUGCUGGGAGAUGGCGUCAUGUAUGUAGCCAGGGCUGGGACCUCAGCAGCAGCCGUGUCGUCUGUGGCAUGUUAGGAUUCCCUGCUGCAGAAGCGUUUGACCAAAAUGCCUACAGGAAACAGUGGGACUCUAAGUUAGCAGAUCCAUCCUCCAGGCUGAGGACACAGAUCAGUAAAAAGGGCUAUUGGGUGGAGAAGGUGCAGUGUCAGGGAGUGGAGCCCUCUUUGUCACAGUGCCAGGCCCAGUUGUCCCUCCCCAGGAAUGAUGUUCCAUGCAGGGCAGGCAUGCACGCUGUGGUUCGCUGUGUCCCCGGAUCCCAGUUCACACGCAAUGGCAGAGCACCUGCACCACCCCCUGUCGCGCCCGUAGUGCGUCUGAAGGCGGGGCCUCGCCUCGGAGAGGGCCGCGUCGAGGUGCUGAGGGAGGGGAAGUGGGGCACCGUGUGUGACCACUUGUGGGACAUCUCUGCAGCCAGCGUGGUCUGCAGGGAGCUGGGCUUUGGAACGGCCAAGGAAGCCCUCAACAAGGCUCAGCUGGGACAAGGUACUGGUCCCAUCCACAUGAACAGUGUGCAGUGCACAGGCAGGGAGCAGUCCGUUACAGACUGUCACCACAGACCGGUGCCGCUUUACUCCUGCAAACACACCAGUGAUGUAGCAGUUCGCUGCAAUGUCCCCAACACUGGCGUGCAGACCACGGUGCGUCUGUCAGGAGGCAGAGAGCCAGCCGAGGGCCGUGUAGAGGUGCUGAUUGAGGUCGGAGGAGUGAAGCGCUGGGGCUCUGUCUGCAGUGAGAACUGGGGCAUCAACGAGGCCAUGGUGGUCUGUCGACAGCUGGGUUUGGGCUUUGCCUCUAGAGCUCACCAGGAGACUUGGUACUGGCCUGGUUCUUCAGAUGCUGGUGAUGUGGUUCUCAGUGGAACUCACUGCAUCGGCACUGAGAUGUCUAUCCAGCAGUGUCGCAGAAACACAAACGUGUACUGUCCCAGAGGAGGAGAUGGAAGGGCCGCAGGAGUCACCUGUGUAGAGACCGCUCCUGACCUUGUAUUGGAUGCCCAGCUCGUACAAGAGACAGCCUACCUGGAGGACAGACCCCUCCACCUGCUGACCUGUGCCAAUGAGGAAAACUGUCUGUCCUCCUCCGCUGCCAGGAUGAACUGGCCCUAUGGACACCGCCGCCUACUGCGCUUCUCCUCACGCAUCAUGAACAUGGGUCGUGCUGAUUUCCGACCCCGGGCCACCAGAGAAAGUUGGACAUGGCACCAGUGUCACAGGCACUACCACAGCAUUGAGGUGUUCACCCACUACGAUCUACUGACCCUCAAUGGGACCAAGGUAGCUGAAGGUCACAAAGCCAGCUUCUGUCUGGAGGACACCUACUGCCCUGAUGGCAUCCACAAGCGGUAUGCCUGCUAUAACAUGGGAGAGCAGGGUAUCUCAGUUGGCUGCUGGGACACCUACCGUCAUGACAUUGACUGCCAGUGGGUCGACAUCACAGACAUACGACCUGGUGAAUACAUCUUCCAGGUGGAGGUCAACCCUUCUUUGGACAUGGCUGAGUCUGAUUUCCAGAACAACAUAAUGCGCUGUCGGUGCAAAUAUGAUGGAGCACGGGUUUACAUGUUUGGAUGCCACGCAGGUGAUGCUUACAGUGCUGAGUUCGAGGACUUGUUCGACCACCAACGUCAGAUCUCCAACAACUUCCUGUGA
Molecule: messenger RNA, 2697 nt
Organism: Scomber japonicus (chub mackerel)
Lineage: Eukaryota; Metazoa; Chordata; Actinopteri; Scombriformes; Scombridae
Product: lysyl oxidase homolog 4-like
Exons: 14
Coding region: 1-2697 (898 amino acids)
Biological process (GO): peptidyl-lysine oxidation
Cellular component (GO): membrane
Molecular function (GO): protein-lysine 6-oxidase activity; copper ion binding
Source: RefSeq, a predicted model, not a curated record